AUGUCUGUCCACCGAGUCUUCACGCCAUGGGCAUCGCCAGCAAGCUCCGCCUUUCGAUUCGCCUCCUCGUCCUCCUCCCUCCGACCAUGUCCUCACGCCCUCCGAACCUUCUCCUCCUCACAGUCCCUUCAAUCCUCCUCCAGGCGCAAGAUGCAGACAAGCACCGCCUACACGCCCUACUCCCUCAGCCCCCUACCCCCGCCACCACGCUAUAGCAGCAUCCCAGACACCUCGAUCGCCGGCGGCAUCCCCCAGGUCAACGAUACGAGACCGCCGAAGGAGACUACGCAACACGAAGCCUCGUUAGAGCAGCCUUCGGAAGAGAAGACCAGUAUCAGCGCCGCAGCGAACGAAGCCCAGAUUCCCCGCCCGACUGCAACGCCUUCCGAAAAGCCCCGAGCCAAACCUCGGCCCAAGCUGAGAGCGAGAAAGGCUGCGAUGAAGCUCACAGAUGGCGCUGUCAGACAGCUGAGGGAAUUGCUGAAUCAACCAGAGCCGAAACUGAUUAAGGUCGGGGUCAAAAACCGUGGGUGUAGUGGGCUGGCGUAUCACCUAGAAUAUGUGGAGAAGCCGGGAAUGUUUGACGAGGAGGUAGAGCAGGACGGGGUGAAGGUACUCAUCGACAGCAAAGCUCUGUUUAGUAUUAUCGGGAGUGAGAUGGAUUGGGUGGAAGAUAAGCUCAACCAAAGAUUUGUGUUUUCGAAUCCCAACAUCAAGGAACAAUGCGGAUGCGGCGAAUCCUUCAUGGUAUAG
Molecule: messenger RNA, 753 nt
Organism: Drepanopeziza brunnea f. sp. 'multigermtubi' MB_m1
Lineage: Eukaryota; Fungi; Ascomycota; Leotiomycetes; Helotiales; Drepanopezizaceae
Biological process (GO): iron-sulfur cluster assembly
Cellular component (GO): cytoplasm; mitochondrion
Molecular function (GO): 2 iron, 2 sulfur cluster binding
Source: RefSeq, a predicted model, not a curated record